This is a messenger RNA of Centropristis striata (black sea bass), 3828 nucleotides long. RefSeq lists its product as uncharacterized. NCBI's taxonomy places the organism in Eukaryota, Metazoa, Chordata, Actinopteri, Perciformes, Serranidae. Bases 1 to 3828 code for a protein of 1275 amino acids. The transcript has 17 exons. The record is from RefSeq and is a predicted model, not a curated record.
AUGUUUCUCCUCAUGUGGGCGACUCUGCUCUUCUCUGUGAAAGGCACCACUAACGGGCAAAACAUCAUAUUGUCCGCCACCAGCACCAACAGGGUUCAGUCUGGGUUCAAAGGACGAGUUUCACUGUUGGAACCUGACUUGAAUCAGAAGAACUGCAGCAUCAUCAUCAAUGACCUCACUGAGUCAGACUCUGGAUCAUAUCAGUUCAGAGUUAGUGGUCUCGAUAACCAGAAUGAAAGGAAAUACAUAUACUCUCCAAAAGCAACUGUCUCUGUUAAAGCUCUGACCCAGAAGCCCACAGUGAUGGUUCCUCCUCUGACAGAGGGACAGCAGACCACACUGACCUGCACUGCUCCUGGUCUCUGCUCUGGAUCUGUUCCUACAAUCACCUGGACGUGGAGAGGAGCAGGAGAGGACGACUCUCACAUCUCAGGAAACAUCACAGCCUUCAAGACUGAGAAUCUGACUGCUGUCAGCUCAACUUUGACCUUUAACCCUUCAGCUGAACACCACGGCAGCAUUAUCACCUGUAAGGUCGGCUUCACAAACGGCAUCACCACAGAGGAGACGAUGACUCUAAAUGUGACCUAUGUGAAGAAACCUGAGAUCACUGGAAAUACAACUGUUGAAGAGGGAGGUGCUCUAAACCUGACCUGCAGCGGUAAAAGUUUCCCUCCAUCUGUUAUUACAUGGACCAAACAUGGUUCCAACAAAUCCCUGCAAAAUAAGAACGUAACCACCAAACAGAACGACACCGGAGCAGCCAACCUGGUCAUCCUUAAUGUGACAGAAGAAUAUUCUGGACUGUACAUCUGCACAGCUAAACACCAGAACACGACUCUGACUGCACGAGCUGAAGUAACGUUGACCUUUGUUCCCAGAGUCUUGAAGAGCUCUGGAUGUGUGUCUCAGCUGGAGGUUCUGACCUGUGUCUGUAUCUCUGAGGGGUCUCCUUUACCCGCCGUCGAAUGGCCGCUGUUGCUGACUCACGCUGAAUACUCCGUCACCACCAACGUGUUGAAGCACACCGUCAACAGCAGCGUCACUGUGAAACACCGUAACUACACCACUGUGGAUUGUGUCAGCAGCAGCAAAGUUGGAACUGUGAACAUGUCCCUCAACGUCACCGUUAAAGAGUCUGAACAAGAUGGUGAGUCAAAAUAUCUCUUAAUCAUUGUCAGUCUGUGGCACGUCAUCGUUGCGUUUGUGGUUGGGAUCCUUCUUUCAGCGACCACCUGCUGUUUGUGCAGAUCAUGCCAACGGAAUAAAAAGAGCUCUGAAGAUAUGACUGAGACUGAGACUCUAGAGAUGGUGACUAUUCAAGCAGUUCCACUGAUCAGCGUAAGUCAAGCAGUGGAAUACGCUGAGAGCCAGGAGCAAGAGGCGGCUGCAGGGGGAGCUGAGGCUGCUGGGAUACCGAGAGAGGUGGAAUACUCCAACCUUGACUUCUCCCAGUUGAAGAGGAAGGAUUUCACCGGGGCGGAGGACACGCAGGAGACCACGGAGACGGAGUAUGCAGAGAUAAAGAACAAAGAAACAGAGGAGAGGGGAGACUACGGUGGGGAGGACGGGGAAAUAUUGGAGGUCGAUGAGGAGAAGAUCGGGGAAGAUGAGGAGAUAAAACAGUGCACGUCUGCAGGGGAGGAGGGAGGGGAGGACGUGGUGGUGUACUCCAAUGUCAAAGAAAUAAUGGAGGAAAGACGGACCCUUGUCCUGUGGAGCAAGAGGGACGAACGAGAGUGUCUCAACAAUCAUCGAAUCAGGAUGUUUGUUCUCAUGUGGGCGACUCUGCUCUUUGCUGUGGGAAGCAACACUGCUAACUCAGAGAUUACAGCGGAGGCUGGACUCUGUGCUGUGAUGCCCUGCUCUUUCACCACCGAUCCUGGCUUCACUUUGGAAAGUGCAGUUGUGUACAAAUGUGAACCUUCAAAACAGAGCUGCAAGGACAUAUUCCUCCACUUGAACAGCACGGACCUGCACGAUCAGUCUGGGUCCAGAGGACGGCUGUCACUGAAUCUGAAGAACUGCAGCAUCAUCAUCAGUGACCUCACGGAGUCAGACUCUGGAUUGUAUCAACUCAGACUAAAUGGGACACUGAAAGGCCAAACAACAGGAUACCCAUCAGCUAACGCCACGAUCACCGUCCAAGGUCUGACCCAGAAGCCCACAGUGAUGGUUCCUCCUCUGACAGAGGGACAGCAGACCACACUGACCUGCACUGCUCCUGGUCUCUGCUCUGGAUCUGUUCCUACAAUCACCUGGACGUGGAGAGGAGCAGGAGAGGACGACUCUCACAUCUCAGGAAACAUCACAGCCUUCAAGACUGAGAAUCUGACUGCUGUCACUCAGAGACACAGCUCAACUUUGACCUUUAACCCUUCAGCUGAACACCACGGCAGCAAUAUCACCUGUAAGGUCGGCUUCACAAACGGCAUCACCACAGCGGAGACGGUGACUCUGAAUGUGAACUAUGUCAAGGAAGUUAAAAUCACUGGGGACACAAGUGUGAAGGAGGGUGAGACUCUGAAUCUGACCUGCAGUGUUGAAAGUUUCCCUCCAUCUUCUAUCACGUGGACUGAACUCGGCUUGAAUGAAACCCUGAACAAUGACACUGGAACGGCCACACUCGUUAUCUCUAACAUGACCACGGAUGAUCGACGGUACCUUUGUACUGUGGAACAUCUGAAUAAAAGUCUGAUGCAGGAAGUAAACGUAACAGUGAUGUAUGUGAAAGGACCUAAAAUAACUGGGAAGACAACCGUAAAGGAAGGCGAUGCUCUGAAUCUGACCUGCAACGCUGAAAGUUUCCCUCCGUCUCUUGUCACGUGGACUAAAAUCCCUCCCAGUAAAAACCUGAACAGUGGAGCGGAUACUGACCUGCCGAGCAACAAUGGGUCGUCCUCUCUCAUCAUCUAUAAUGUGACAGCAGAACACAGCGGACUGUACGUCUGCACGGCCAAACACCUGGACACCACUCUGACUACGUCUGCUUCUGUCACUGUGACUCUCCCUCCAACGAUCCUAAAAAGCUCCCAUUGCAAACACCAGUCUGAGGUUCUGAGCUGUGAGUGUCUCAGUCAGGGGGUUCCUCUACCGACAGUCACAUGGACGCCGCUGGAGAACCAGACGGAGUACGUUCUCAUCAUCACGGCGUCAAACCACACGGUCAACAGCACGUUCACCCUCACACACACAGCUCACAGCAACACCGUGGUUGAGUGUGUGAGCAGCAACAGAAAUGGAGAAGUAAAAGAAAAGCUCAUCAUAAAGAAAGUACCGGUAGUAGAAGAAGAAGAUCAUCACAUGAAAAUGUUUAAAUUGGUCACACGGCUGGAAAUUAUCCUUGCGUUUUUGAUCGGGGCUCUUCUUUCUGCAAUCAUCUGCUGUUUGGUGAGAAAAUGCCCCAGAAAAAACGAGAGGAUAUAUGGAAAUUUGGCUGAGACUCUGGAGAUGGUUACAAGUCAUGAUGAUUCACUGAUGCAUGCUGGUCAAGCAGUGGGAGAUUAUCAAUCCAUCGACCAAGUGGCGGCUGAGGCAAGAGGAGAAGUGGCGGUGGGGAAACCUGACGUGGAGUACUCCAAGAUAGAUUUCUCCCGGGUUACAAGAAAGGCGACAACAGAGGCAGGGACGACAAAAGAGUCCACGGAGACAGAGUACGCUGACGUUAAAGAGUUAAAGAAAAUGGAAGAGGAGAGUCGAGAUAGAGAUGAAGAGGGUGAAGAGGAGAUGAGUGGGGAGGACACAGAGCCCAAUCAUUGUGUAUCGGAGGAGCAGAAGGGUGAGGACGAGGCGUUGUACUCCACUGUGAAGGACAUAAUGGAUGAGUAA